Lymnaea stagnalis (great pond snail) is the source of this 5418-nucleotide messenger RNA. The record is from the annotation of a GenBank genome assembly. NCBI's taxonomy places the organism in Eukaryota, Metazoa, Mollusca, Gastropoda, Lymnaeidae.
AAGGAACGAAACAAUUCAAAUUAUAACCCUACUCAACAAAAUGGAUUCAACCCGUAUUGAAAAAGUAGGUGAUGUCCAUUGGCAAGCUACUCUGUUUUACAAAACAUGUGACGUACCCCCAUAUGAAGCUGACAACGCACAAGCUUUGUGUAUUACACUAAAAUAUAUUAAUUUUUGGUACAAGUGUGUGCAUUGUGCAGGUGUGACAAACUUUAACCAUUUUUUGGACAACAGAGGGCUCAUUUGUUCAUAUUGGCAAUCAUAUUGAUUAUUGAUUCAUUUCUAUUUUCCUAGUUAAGUGUGUUAUCUGGUGGUAGGUAUCCACCUUUUUUUCCAGAAACAUUGAACCAUUGCAUGGGAAUGAGAGUUUAGGCUUGGUCUUGUAACGCCAAAAUAUGCUUAUUAAAUAAUUUUUGCCUUAAUAGGUUCCACAUUUCUUAAAAUUUUCAUCUGGCGCAUAGCAUCAGCUUCCAUAACAACUGCCAUAACUUGAUGCUUAGAAGUUUAUAGUACAACCUGGGGUAUUUUAUUUUCUUGACUAAUGUUGUGCUGACUGACAACAUAAGGCUCAUGGACCAUCGCCAGUCUAUGGACCACAAUUUUGGGAACACCGAUUUAGAUCAUUUGAUUUAAGUCAAUCAGACAUGAGAACUAAGGAACAAAAUUACAGGCACAUAUUCACAUUUUUUACAUUGUGAUAAUAAAUAGGAACUAAAUAUAUAAAGUGAUUUCCCUUAUGAAGCUUUUUCUAACUUCUUGUUGGUCUGACAUUAUAAUUAUUUUGUAAAUAACUCAGCUGUAAAGGACCCUAAUUUUAAAAAUUGUUGAACAUGCUGGUAAAAACACAGUUGGCCUAAAGCAGCAUGUAUAAUAACAAAAAAAUUCAAGUUUGCUUAAAGUUCCUUUAAGCCCCUCAAACCUUAGGCUAACUUUAGGCAGGCCAAUUGGAACAUUUAAUUUUUAAUUCCAUAUUAAAUGCAAGGAUUGACUGGGCAGCAUGGACAAUGUGUAACAUUCUGGUGUGCCAGGUUUGUCUGAGCUCCUUCUACAUCACAAAAAUCUUUUAAUUACUUAUUUAAUCUCUACUUAAAGAUGAAUGUUUCUGGCUGCUUGGACACUCUAGUCUACUACUGAUGAAAAUCAAAUGUAUUAAAAAUAUUUAUAUUGGUAAAGUAAAAUUUCUAUACAUCUAUAGCAAAAAAUUAAUACAUUUGUUGUAAUGAAACAAUAUUGAAACUUCUUCUUCUUCUAUAUCUUAAGGGCCCACGAUCAAUUUAUUGAUCAUUUUGGCUCCUAUGCAUGUAGGUGGGAUUUGCAAUGUUUCUGUUACUGGUGUUGAUGAGGAAAUCAUGCACUAGGGGUUUGAAGGCUUGAGGCAAUAGACACAAAUGUGUCUAGUGUUGUCGCCUCAACCCUUCCUUUUGAAAGAUUGUUCCAGUCCCUGAUUGUCUUGGGCAGGAAUGAGCAGCUCCUAUACUGGCUUCUUGCUGGUAUGAGCCUGAAUUGCCUGUCAUGGCCUCGUCGCUGUCUAUGGGGGAGAGGGACGAGUUUCUGUUUAAUACUGGAACAGUGGACCAGCCCAUUAUUUAUCUUGUACAUCAUGGAGAGCCUGGAUUGUCGUCGUCGUUUCUCCAAUGGUGACCAGCCUAGUGUUUCUAGCAUGCUGCCAACACUAGAGGUAUUCCUGUAGCGGUUUAGGACAAAGCGUGCUGCUCGUCGCUGGACCGCCUCCAACCUGUCAAUGCUCUUCUGGGUAAAUGGGUCCCAGGCUGAAGAUGCAUAAUCUAAAAUCGGACGGAUAAAGGCUUUAUAUGCUCUUUCUUUCACACAGGAGUUGCCAAUCUUUAGAUUUCGCCUUAAGAACCCUAGAAUCUUAUUAUGUUACAUUGAAGUGGUGGGUUUCCAUUCUUUUUUGAAUGAGGAGCAAUUUUUAUAAAUCAUAUCUGUUAAGUAAAUAUUUUGGGAGUGCCAGGCAGAGGUGGUUCAUUUAAAUGUAAUAAUAGUCAUAGAUUAGUAUUAAAAAUGAGCCCUGCAUCUUUCCCUUCAAAGAGACCCAUGAUACCGACCACUACUGCCUUUAAGUAUAGAAUCUAACAGUUGUGGUUAACAUGUCACCCCAUAAAUCCCUGAGAAUUCAGACACCAUAGUAUAAUAAAACAGUUUUAAUUGUUCUAAAUAUAUGUUUGUAUACAUAUAUAUUUUAUUUUUUUUUUUAUUUAUUUAGUAGUAUUAUUUUGUUUGCUUUUUGUUUUAAUUGAAAACUUUUUUCUUUCAGAUGAAGAUUAUAAUAAAUACCAACUGAGCAGCUGACAUUGUACAGAUAAUUUACGUUUAUUAAAUUCAACUAUAAAAGAAGCAGCUAUGGACAUAUUUUAUAUAGCAUUAAGUGUAAGCUUAAUUUUGCAUACUAAUUAAGUAAUGUACAUAAUCAUAAAUAAUAUAGUUAGUGUUAUUUUUUAAUCUUAACAAAAAUCUUUUGCUAAGUUCAGAGGUAUCCUUAUCUUUAUCAUCCACUAUGACUAUGAGAAAAGUGCCUUAGCAAUAUAAAAACUUAAUUUAUAAAAGUUUAUUACAUAAUUAUAGAUGACAGGCUAAAACUUGAACUAUUUAAAAUGUCCUGCAGGCCACAGGUUGAAUAUGUCAUAAUAAAUUAGAAAUAUAUUUUGAUAUAUCUUAAAAUUAACUAUUUUUUAAAGAAAGAAUAAAAAAUUAUAUUAUGCAAAAAUUAAGUUGUAUUUGCCAUGUUCACACAUUAUAUCCCACCCCUUUUAUUCAAUUACAACAUAUCGCAACUUUUCUUCCCAUCUCCUUUUUAAUUCUCAAAAGUAAAAUAAAUUAAAUUAAAUACUGGGUAAAUAGACAAAAAUAUGUAUUGAUGGAUUAAUACUAGUCCAUUUUAACAUUUAUCAGUAGUUGUCUUCCAUAGGCAAUGAGAAAUAUAAACUAAUUUUGUUAUAAAAUAAUGACACAAAGAAAUAUUUAAUUUUCUUGUCAUGUUCCACCACAUAGCUGAAGAUUGACAACACUUGUUUUUCUUUAGAAUAUUCCUUCCUCAUAUAAUGAAGAGCUAAUGACUGAGUACAUUGAAGGAACUUUGGAUGUUGAUGUAGUAAAUGUCAAGAUCAUUGAAAGAAUGGCCCUUUUUUCUAUUUCACAAAAUAUUCAAAGAAUAUUCCUUCCUCAUAUAAUGAAGAGCUAAUGACUGAGUACAUUGAAGGAACUUUGGAUGUUGAUGUAGUAAAUGUCAAGAUCAUUGAAAGAAUGGCCCUUUUUUCUAUUUCACAAAAUAUUCAAGGUAUUUAUAAAAUUUAAAAAAAAAUUUAGCAACUAUUUUCCAUGCUCAUUAUGUUGAAACAUACAAUUAACAUUUUUAUGUUUUUAGCUGAUGUUAGAGUAUUUAAGAGCAGAAAAGAAUUUUAGUGAUGCAUAGCUGUUCAUUUAAUUAAUGAAAUCAAUUUUAUUCCUUUAUGUUGUGAAUGUAAAACUUUUUAUGCAGCAUACUGCUUGUUAUGCCCAGCACAUCAUAAAUUAUUCUCUUGGGCAUAGAUUUAUCUGACAUUCUCAAAACUGUCUUCCCCUAGCAGGGCUGUGACUGCAUUAAAAUGGUUUAGAUGCCUGUUUUAUUUAUAUAAAAAAAUCAUGCCUAUAUUGAUUUAAGGUAGUUUUUAGAGAAACAAUGAGAUUGAAAGUCUCUACAGUGGUAAACCUCAAACUUUGACUGAGGCUGGAAUUAUUUUCUUCUUUAUUUUUUUGUCUGUUACACUAUAAAAAUCUAACUCUGUAAACCUUUUAAUUAAAAAUCUCUUCUUUAUAAACAAGAUUUUGAAGUUGCUGCACGUAUGAUAAAACAAGAGUCACGUGAAGGACAUGAAAUGAAACUGUUUCUAGUGAAAGCCAGAGCCAAAAAUGCUGUUGUAAUAUAUGAUAUUAAACCAACUUUGGAUGUGAGCUCUCUUAAAAAAUACAUCAAGCAGGAAUAUACAAAUGUACAAGGCUCUGUAUCGUCUUUCAGAAUUUGUCUGAAACAUAACCUAGGAUUUGUGCAUUUCAAAGUUGGAUCUGAUAGAUGUAAGACCAUAUGAGAAGCUUUUUUAUUGUUGGUGUCACCUUAAGGCCUUUAAAUCAUUUUCUUUAUGUUAAUGUUACCAACAGUACCAGCUAAAUUUAACAGAAAUGAAAAUUACUAUUUUUUAUUAUAAAUGAUACAUUCCACAAGUUAUUAAAAACUACAUAAUUGAAUAACUUAUAAGAGUAAUUGGGACAUUGCUUGAAAAAUUAAAAAUUAUCAAAAUUAUUCCUCUGAUUUUAACUAGUGUUUUUAAGAAAAUAUACUUUUUCCUUAAAUUAACCUACCAAAUACUUCCUACUCUUUACUUUAUUACUACUAACAUGACUUUUACAAAUUUUUAUCAUCAUUUCAGUUGUUUAUUUUUUAUUACACAUUUUUAUUUCAGUGGUGAAUAAAUUGCUUUCAAAGAAACGACACACUAUAUCGGCUACCAUUAAAUUUGAACCAUUUUUCUAUAAUUUCCAUGAUGUAAUAGAAAAAGAAUUGAAUUUAUUAAAUCAUGAAGAAGGCAAUCAGUGUUACCAAGAGGAUAACCCAAGAGAUUAUGAAACAUAUAGCAAGCAAAUAUCAGAAGGCUGGAAGGAUUACCAGGUCCUUAUGGAAGGUUUGAGUGAUCAAGGGGUAGAGGGAAAUGUGGGAAAUCAUAGCAGCAUUGAAAGUUUGAGUGAUCAAGAAUUGGAAGGAAAUGUGGGAAAUCAUAGCAGCAGUGAAAGUUUGAGUGAUCAAGAAUUGGAAGGAAAUGUGGGAAAUCAUAGCAGCAUUGAAAGUUUGAGUGAUCAAGACAAAGAAGGAAACGUGGGAAUUCAGAGCAGCAGUGAAUGUUUGAGUGAUCAGGCAUCAAGUAAAUGGACUCAUAGGGAGGACCAGAGCAGUGGAAACAAUUCUAAUAAAGAUGGAGAAAAAUUUAACGCUGCAGAAUGUGAGGAUCUUAAGUGUUUUACAAACUUGCUAUUUGAAAACAGUUUAAAGAAUCAAAAUAGAAAAUAUUGCGGAGGAAAAGCAAUAUCAUUUGGCAGUACUGAAAGUGGAGAUUCCAAUGGCAACAUAGGUGAUAUUAAUAUAACAGAUACAAAACUGGCAGGUAUAAAUUUAAUUGCCCAAUGUUGUACACCACUAAAACAAUAUGGAAAUUUUAUUCCUUGUACUCUAAAGACUGGCUUAAAUGACAGAAAAGCACAAACAAUGUCAGAAGCACACUACUUGUUGAUGAAAAAACAUUUUGGUUCAUUUAUGAACAGCACUGUACAUUACAAUAGUGAAUUUAAAAGCGCAGUGAUUGAAGGUAAGAAAACUGAAGUGGUUGAACGUUACCAAAAGUUAUUAUUUGAUCUUAAGAAAAUCAAGACAUG